Molecule: messenger RNA, 2745 nt
Organism: Babesia ovata
Lineage: Eukaryota; Apicomplexa; Aconoidasida; Piroplasmida; Babesiidae
Exons: 1
Coding region: 1-2745 (914 amino acids)
Source: RefSeq, a predicted model, not a curated record
AUGCAGCACGAAGAGGAAUUAAAGGCGUUGAAAAAAUUAGUGGACAAACAAUUUCCCAUCAUAAAUGAGCUUAUAGAAGCUGAUAAAACCAACGGCAUCAAGGGUCUGUUAAACAAAAUGAAAGGGGAACAGUCUGCUGCACGUACACUGCUCGAUGAAAUCAAAGAUCUCGUACCAACUCCACUUCCGAAAGCCGCGCAAACUAAUGAAAAGUUUUCUGAACUCUCGCAGAAAUUCCAAGAAUACUCCACAUCAAUCUUCGACUACAUCACCACGCAAGUCAGACCUAAAUCACAUAAGGCCUCCGACACUGAGGUGAAAAAUGUGGAGAAAAUCAAAGAAGCAUUAAACACUCUACUUAAAUAUCUUAUAGACAGCACUAGUAGAAAAUUAUAUUUUGACCACACUUCUCAAACUCAUUUAGAUACACUCAACACGCUGGUCACCGGCCUGGCGCCAACUCUAUUCGCCGGCUACAGCCACCCGGAACUACUGGACGCUUUGAAAGGCGGAUUGAAGGAGAUGACUGAGCAACUGGAGAAGGCGUACGUGUCGAAAUAUUCGGGCGCAGAGCAAAUUACAUGGGAGGAAUCAAAGGGCAAGACGGGUGAGCCUAAAUUAAGUGCCGACGCCAUGAGAUGCGGUAAGGCGUGUCUCACACUUUUGAAAAUCGUUUAUGAUGAUCUUACCAGGUUGAAGUAUGAAUGCGAACGUGACUGGAAAGACCAAAGAUUGUGCGAAACGAAUGGCCAUGGAAACAAUCCACUUGGUUUGUUCCUACAGCGAUGUGGCUACAAGAUCGCCGAAAAGCACACUUCUAAGGACGGUGAAUCUCAAUGCAAAACGAGUGUAACUGGUGGAAAGAUUCUCGAUGAACUUCUUAAAGUAGAGAUUCCGAAAGCCGCAACCAAUAAGCAUUUUGAAACGUGUACGGCAAAAAGCCUAACGACAAUUAACGUCCCAGUCGUUCUUGGUUGCCUUUACACUCACCUCACAGAAUACAAUAGAGUGUGUCACAUAACUAUUCACCCUAGACCUAAAUCUCCGUAUAGUGUCAAUGAUAUGCUUUCUUGGCUUUGUGGCGUCAGAUUUAACCGUGUAUAUGGCAGCCUGCUUGAUGCCAUUAAAAGCAAAUUUGAUAAGCCGGAAUACUACAAGAAUAAGAAGCACUCUGAGAUUCCCCUAACCCGAUUAUCAAUGGAUGCCCAUCCAUACAACGUAGCAUAUACAGAUUUAUUUAAUGUCGUACAACACAUUACAUCCAUAUCCCAUGACCUGCUCACCACUAUCCUAGGCCACGGCGAUGAACACACCCUGUAUGCCUCUGACUUUAGCAACAAUUACCUUAAUUUUAGUUACCCCUCUUCCGGGGAAGCUUGUUUAGAUACAUUGCUUGACAUAUUACGUAGAAUGUUUCCCGUAUGUAGAUUCUUAUAUAGCCAAUGUAAUAGUCUGUCAUCCGACUUUGGUUGGGCCGGCUGCCAGUAUGGCAAGGAAGUCAAACACGCUAACUGGCAGUGCGACAAGCAUAUUGCUGAUAAGGAAUCUGACUGCGUUCCCAGGUCACCGCUUAUGUCGUACUUUACCGACAGUCUUCCCGGUCACUUACCUCACCAGCUAUCCUCCAUCGGUUGUAGAGCUACAUGUUCCACCUGCCCCAAAUCCAAGCCCGGGCAGCCAUGUUUAACGCCACUUGGCUUCAGAGGUUUCUCUGGAAGUACGCGCCUGGGCAAAGACCUAUGUAACGUGCUGACCAAAAUGCUCGAUGACGCCGACCUCAGAUCCCUAUUCUGCCUUAAACCGAAAACGCCGGCUUCGCUCCCAGAGCAUUUCGGAUUUGUGCUGUCACUAGUGAGAGAUUGGAAUGACGGUAAAAAUCCACAUAAGAGUCCUCUCGAGAAAGAGUUUGAGAAAUCUAUAAAAGGCCAAUCUAUUGAUCUGUAUAAGAAAGCAGGUGAGCUCACCGGUGCGCUUCGUGACGCAUACCGUAGUAGGCAUUACAAUUAUGCUGAUAAUAGUCAUCGUCCUCUAUAUGACGAUUUAUCAAGUCUUUCUAUGACAUCGUCGUGUAGUGACCCUAUUAAAAAUACAUUGUGCGCCCCCUACCUUUCAUCGUUAUCCUGCGACUCCAAUUAUUACCUGGCACUGAAGCAUUGCAACACAUAUUUGUCGUGGGCCAUCUACCUCCCAUGGACGUUCUGGGAUUUACUCAACAAUUUAUAUAAUGCCUUUUGCCAAAUCACUUGUGCAGAUUGGGGAUGCAGAGGAUGUCUCAGAGGAGACAAGUGCAAGAGUGGCAAGCAUGGUGUCGUUGAGGAUGAGAAGAAACCAGAUGACGUCUGUCAGUGUGAAUCCAUAGUAUCCUGCAGAGGCGUGGCACCGACGCUCUACCAGUAUGGGUUCAGCUUCGGCGAGGCGUCGACGUUGAAUGGUGGUAGCACGGCGAAGAAGUGUAAGGAUUUCUGUGGUCAGUUAUAUAACGUGUUACAUUCUGAUUACUUUGAUAAGCUGUUCAAGGAAUGUGACAAUUUCCUGAAAGAAAUCAGAUGGCCAUUUAUGUGUACAUUAUUAGCCCUCUGGUCGCUCUCGCUCCUCUACCUGCUGCACAUCCUCGUCGUACGCCUCGACGUCCUGAGGAUACGCUCGCACCUGCGCUCGCCCUCAAGCCACCGCAUCGCCGCACAGUCCCUCCUCGCCGCCGCACGCGUCAAGGCACUCGCCAACGUCAAGUACUUCUCACCAUAA